Rhodamnia argentea is the source of this 527-nucleotide messenger RNA. RefSeq names its product two-component response regulator ARR22-like. Bases 57 to 527 code for a protein of 156 amino acids. The record is from RefSeq and is a predicted model, not a curated record. The transcript is spliced from 2 exons. Lineage: Eukaryota; Viridiplantae; Streptophyta; Magnoliopsida; Myrtales; Myrtaceae. Gene Ontology annotation, biological process: phosphorelay signal transduction system.
AUGCUAUUCGCACUACGUGGCAGCUCAACAGGUGCUUGCAAAGCUGGAAAAACAUCAUGGGUGCGGCGCCAGAUUCGGCUGAAAGAAAUGAGAGCUCAGGCAGUAAUUCGCCGGAGUGUGAACGUGGCUCCAGGUGGGCUGAGCUGGUUCUCACAAACCUCUUGACCGCGCUCGUGGUGGAUGGAGUGACUGUGUGUCGGCUUAUAGCAUUUCACCUGCUGGAAUCAAUCGGUGUCGAGACGAUGAUGGUUGGAAGCGGGCAGGAGGCACUCGAGCUCUCUGGAACGCAUUACGACUUGAUCCUCGUCGACAGAUACAUGCAUGACAUGGACGGCCUUGAGACCAUACGGCGAAUGAGGCAGAGGGGCAUGCGAAGCAAGAUUAUCGGCCUAACCUCUGGAGAGAUUGAGACGGAUAGGGUGCAAAUGAUGAAUGCUGGAGCUGACGACUGCUUGGAGAGGCCGCUGCGUGCGGAUGCUUUGGCCGAUAUCCUGGCUGAGAUCGACUAUGAGAUCGACCGCCGCUAA